This is a messenger RNA of Talaromyces atroroseus, 975 nucleotides long. RefSeq lists its product as hypothetical. The transcript has a single exon. Bases 1 to 975 code for a protein of 324 amino acids. The record is from RefSeq and is a predicted model, not a curated record. Lineage: Eukaryota; Fungi; Ascomycota; Eurotiomycetes; Eurotiales; Trichocomaceae.
AUGAUGACGAUGCCAUUGCUCGACACUACUGUCGACACGGAUAUGCCCGGCUUCGACGACGACGUCCGACAUCAUAUGUGGAACCACAACCUUAACAACUUGUUUCCAAUCCCCGCGACACUACCAGGACCAGAAGCGGGUGGAAACGCGAACAUGGGAGACUCCGACAUUAAUUCAGAAGCCAGCUCCGCCGGUCUUUCUCGAGACAGUGGGAACAACAACAAAAGCUCGGUGGUCGACGCCCUGACCAAGCAAGUAAUGGCUCUUAGCACCCGGGCCAUGUGUGCUACUCGCCAACUGGACCAUCACGCGGAUAGUAGUACGCCGCCGCUGACGGUAAACUCGCCCGUGGUGAACGAAGCAUUCGAGAUCGCCAAUGCGCUAGUACGUAUCAUACACGGUAUUCUGGCAGCGAACUUCAACUCUUUGCCCGCCAGUUCUUCUUUGUCCUCCUCGCAGUCCAGCGAGCAUGAAUCGCAACAGCCCAUCACUACCGACUACGGACUGGUUUUUCUCGCCCUCGCCUCUCACCAGCAUGUCCUAGGCCUCUUCAGGGCGAUUUGUGAUUCUAUCCGCUGGUCUCUAGGGUCAAUGGCCGCCACGGAGAGCGAUAGACAUCAGAAGCAAGCCUUGCACAGUAAUGAGGCGUCUUCUGCCCAGUUCGUGAUGGUCCUUCAACUCGUCAUGCACCUUAUCAGCCGUGUAGACCGGAGCCUCCGAACAGCGAACUGGAAGGCUUCUUCUGCUAGCUCAGAGGCGGAUGCCAAUGGUGGCAACUUCACUAGCAUGGCACUCCUCUCCCCGAACCUGACAUCUAGUCUAGGAUUUGAAGUCGGGGACGAAGGCGGCGGCGGUGGCGGCUCACAAUGCGUUGUUGACCUUGCUCAAAAUAUGCUGAGGAUGCUGCCCGAUGAGCACGCCAAAAUCAAGCAUGUCAUUCAGAGAUUACAAAAGCACAUGGAGGAAGGAUUCUAG